AGCCCCUCCUCACCCCUUGAAAACAAAAAACCCUCCCUCCUUUUUCCCGCCUUAUCCCCCCGCCAGUGAAAGUCAACGCCCACCUACAAAAAUAUCCUUGGUUAGGAAAAGUAAUAAAUUCCUAUCUUUAAGAGAAACUAUCAGAAAGAGAUUCCAGGGAACAAUCUCAGAUUGUCCAGCUCUUACUUGAACGUUGUGUAACCUCACUUGCUUUACAAGCCAUUUGUUGUGGCCGCGUCAAACCUUUGAGGUCCAACUUUUUUGCCCUCACAGUGACAGCCUCGUGCUUCUUUCAGUAGACGACACCACGGUUUUAUCACUCCUUCUUCCUCAACCCUUGACCGCUUAGUUUCCCUCCUUCGAAUCCUGUUGUCACCCAUUUUCUCAUCUAAACAACGCUACCACCAUUAACACUACAACCACCGCUGCCACCUCCUCAUCUCAUCCACUCAUCCUCAUCUCGAACACAACCAACCGCAACCAUGAAUGUUUCCGAGGUGUUGGCCAACACCCUCUCUGGGGAUGCCACGAUCCGCAAUGCCGCCGAACAGCAACUCUCAUCCGCUGCCUCUCAACAUUUUCCCGAAUAUCUUCAAAUGCUCUCGGCGGAACUCGCCAAUGAAGAAACACAACCGUUUAUUCGAAGUGCUGCCGGUAUUGCUCUGAAGAACGCUCUUACCGCUAGGGAACGAACACGUUUGCUUGAAGUGCAGCAGAAAUGGACUUCACAAGUGGACCCCACUAUAAAGGCCCAAGUGAAGGAGAAUUCACUUCGAACACUUGCAUCAAACAAUAAUCGUGCCGGAACCUCUGCUGCUCAGCUUAUUGCAGCUAUUGCAGCAAUCGAACUGCCUCAGGGGCAAUGGCAGGAAUUGAUGUCUGCGUUGGUCCGGAAUGUUGGGGAGGGUUCUGAUAGUCUGAAGCAAUCCUCAUUGACUACUAUUGGCUAUAUUUGUGAAUCGGAGGAUCCCGAUCUUCGGGAGAGUUUGAACCAACAUUCAAAUGCGAUCCUUACCGCUGUAGUCCAGGGCGCCCGGAAAGAGGAAUCUAACAAUGAUGUACGUUUUGCGGCUAUGGUGGCGUUAAGUGAUUCUCUCGAGUUCGUCAGAACGAACUUCGACAAUGAUGGGGAGCGAAAUUAUAUCAUGCAGGUUAUUUGCGAAGCAACCCAGAGUGAUGACUUCAGGAUACAACAAGCAGCCUUCGGUUGCCUAAAUAGGAUCAUGAGUCUUUACUAUGAUAAGAUGAAAUUUUAUAUGGAGAAAGCUCUAUUUGGUCUCACCAUUGUUGGGAUGAAACAUGAUGAGGAGGAAGUCGCUAAACUGGCUAUUGAAUUCUGGUGUACGGUGUGCGAAGAGGAGUCUGCUAUCGAAGACGAUAAUGCUCAGUAUCAAGCCGAGGGAGGGUCCGAGCUCCGGCCAUUUUUUAACUUCGCUCGAAUUGCAACCCCCGAAGUUGUUCCUGUAUUACUGGAGCUCCUUACUAAGCAAGAUGAAGACGCUGGAGACGACGAGUACAACAUCUCUCGCGCCGCUUAUCAGUGUCUACAAUUAUACUCCGCCUGCGUUGGUGGGUUGGUUAUCCAGCAUGUAUUAGCAUUUGUGGAGCAGAAUUUAAGACACGAGAACUGGCGUUUCAGAGACGCCGCUGUUUCAGCAUUCGGAGCAAUCAUGGAGGGGCCGGACAUCAAGCUUUUGGACCCCCUUGUUAAGCAGGCUUUGCCGAUACUUGUAGGAAUGAUGAAUGACAAGGUUUUAAUGGUCAAAGAUUCUGCUGCAUACGCUCUUGGAAGAAUCUGCGACUGUUGUGGAACGGCCAUUGAUCCCGAACUGCAUCUACCAAGCUUAAUCCAGGCGUUGUUCUCCGGCCUCAAAGACAGCCCCAAGAUGGCUAGUUCUUGUUGUUGGGCCUUAAUGAAUUUGGCGGAUAGAUUUGGAAUCGAUAGCGAAGGGGAGGAAAACCCAUUGUCAAAGUACUUCAAGGAUAGCGUGAGCGCCUUACUUGCCGCUACUGAGAGACCAGAUGCAGACAACCAACUACGGACAGCUUGUUAUGAAGUACUUAACUCUUUCAUCACCAACGUCGGCCAGGAUGAGUUGCCAUCGAUUGCGCAACUAUGUACUGUCAUUAUAGAGCGACUGGAAAAGACUAUUCAGCUCCAAAACCAAAUCGUUAGCCCCGAUGACCGUAUUACUUUGGAGGAAAUGCAAACCAGCUUGACGGUAGUUAUGGGAAGCAUUGUUCAACGUUUGGAGAAAGAGAUUGUGCCCCAAGCAGACCGUAUUAUGCAAAUCCUUCUUCAGAUCCUUAGUAUGCUACCACCCAAUUCCUCUGUUCCGGACGCUAUCUUUGGUACAGUUGGAGCAAUGGCAAAUGCUCUAGAAGAAGACUUCACCAAGUAUAUGGAAGCAUUUGCGCCUUUCCUGUUUAAUGCUUUGAGCAACCAGGAAGAGCAACAACUUUGCUCUGUGGCUAUUGGCCUUGUGAGUGACAUUUCUCGCUCAAUAGGCGACAAAGUAGCCCCUUACUGUGACAGUUUCAUGAAUCACCUACUCAGUAACCUCCAGAGCAAUACCUUAAGUCAACAAUUCAAGCCUGCUAUUCUACAAUGUUUCGGGGAUGUUGCCCAAGCUAUAAGGGGCCUCUUCGAGACUUAUCUUCAGGUCGUAAUGGGUGUGCUUCAACAAGCUGCUUCUAUCUCCCCAACACCUGAUAGCAACUACGAGAUGGUGGAAUACGUCAUUUCUCUUCGUGAGGGUAUCAUGGACGCUUAUGAUGGCAUAAUUAUUGCCCUCAAAUCGGGGGACAAGACUCAGCUCCUUGCGCCAUAUGUUCAACAUAUCUUUGGUUUCCUCUCGGCAAUUAACGCUGAUCCUAACAAGACUGAGAAUCUGAUGAGAUCAGCCAUGGGUGUCCUCGGGGAUUUGGCGGAUGCAUUCCCCAAUGGUGAAAUUGCUCAGUACUUUAGGGCGGAUUGGAUUAAUGCAAUGAUUAAGGAGACUCGAUUAAAUCGUGAAUACGCUCCUAGAACCACUGAGACAGCCAGGUGGACUCGGGAACAGGUUAAGCGCCAACAAAAUCAGCCCUCUUAGACGUUUAAAGGAAUCCCGUGGUGGAGAUGUUCUCUGUUUGCUGGAAUAGAAAUAAAGACGGCUUAGGGUUUAUACUCGUCUUUUCUUCGACGAUAAACUUAUAAUUCCAUGGGCUGAUCAUUUUCAAAUUGGGUAUUGGCUUCGCAUUUUUCAUAUGUUUGUGUUUCUCAACUCGGUUCAUGGGGGAGUUCGUCAUUUCUAUAAGCCUCUCCUCUUUUUCCCCUUUCCUCCCUUUUUUUAUCCCGUGAAGCCUAUUAUCUGUUGGUAAUGGCCACCACACUCCAGAAGCCCAAAUCUGUUUUUCAUACCAGAUGAGUUCUCUAAAGAUGCGUAGGGCUCUAUCUUUUCCCCCCCGUUUUUCCCACCUUUUCCUUUACUUUAUCCCUUCUCAUUCUCAUCCUGUCAAUUCUUUUGUAUCUCCCUUUUUUUUAGAUGGAUCGGUUUUGUUUGUUGAAGACAGGCUCCUAUCUUUGUAUUCCCUGUUUGUUUUUUCCCCUUCUCACAGCAUCGGAUUUCCCCUCCCCCAUCCCCAAUUACCCCAAUCUCCAAUCACCAUAUAACCGCAUCACCCCGCAAACGAUCGCAUGAUUUCUUAUGUCUUUUUCUUUUCCCUUUCCAUCAUACUUCCCAUACAGUUCCCCGUCCCCAACCCAACCCAACCCAGACGCCAAUUGAAUCUAAUCCAAUCAUCAAAAUUAUUAAACCCUGUUAAUUACCAAAUCUCUCUUCUUUUUUUGUG
Messenger RNA from Tuber melanosporum (Perigord truffle), 3831 nucleotides. RefSeq lists its product as uncharacterized. Gene Ontology annotation, biological process: protein import into nucleus. The transcript is spliced from 10 exons. The record is from RefSeq and is a predicted model, not a curated record. Lineage: Eukaryota; Fungi; Ascomycota; Pezizomycetes; Pezizales; Tuberaceae. Bases 483 to 3092 code for a protein of 869 amino acids. Gene Ontology annotation, cellular component: cytoplasm; nucleus. Gene Ontology annotation, molecular function: small GTPase binding; nuclear import signal receptor activity.